AUGAAUAAAGAGGAUUUAGCCGUAAAAAAUAAUGCUGGCAAUACGGCUUUUUUUCUUGCAGUUGCGUCCGAGAGGGUUGAAAUUUUCAAGGCUAUGAUGAAGAAGAAUGAAGACAGAGUAAAGAUUAGAGGGGCCAAUGAUAUUUUACCGCUUCAUAAGGCAGCUCUAAUUGGAGACAAAGAGACGGUAGAAUACCUUUAUGAAGCCACUGCUGAUGUGAUAUUAGAUCAUGAUAAUGAUCUCAUCGAAUUGCUUAUCAGCCUCAUAAACCGCGGCUGGUAUGAUAAUGAUGUAAAAAGAGACGUGAUAAAGAGAUGUCAGUCCAUGCUUAGGAUGCAGCGAGUGAAGGAGAGGAAUAAGCUGAGCUUAGGGGAUCAAAUGAAUGAGAAGGAGCAACAUAUUAAUGAGAAAAAGCAAAGGAGGAGGAAAAGGCUGGGCUGGAGGUAUCGAGCUUAUGAGGCACAAAGUCAAGUGCAUUAUAAAGAAGGGAACAAUAUCUUGCAUUUGGCUGCAAAGUUGCCACCAGUAGAUACACCUGAUAUUGAAUCGCCUGUAGUAACUUGUCUAUUGGAAAGGGAGAUAUGGUGGUUCGAGGGAGUGAAGAGAAUUUUACAUCCAGUGGUAGCUGAAGCUAAAAAUAAUGAAAGGAAAACUCCUAGAGCUUUAUUUACUGAACAGUACAAAGAGUUAAGGGAAAAAGCUGAUAAAUGGACCAAGAAGACUGCAAAUGCCUGCAUCAUGGUGUUAGCAAUUAUUGCCACCGUGGUCUUUGCUGCACUUUUCACUGUACCAGGUGGUACCAAGGAAAAUAUAGGGACUCCAAAUUUUUUGCGAAGAGCUUCCUUCAUAGUUUUUGCAAUAUCAGAUACUAUAGCAUUACUUGUAACACCCGACUUGAGGUACGUACUUAAGAUUGUCUGUAUUACUUAA
Molecule: messenger RNA, 930 nt
Organism: Pistacia vera
Lineage: Eukaryota; Viridiplantae; Streptophyta; Magnoliopsida; Sapindales; Anacardiaceae
Product: ankyrin repeat-containing protein NPR4-like
Exons: 4
Coding region: 1-930 (309 amino acids)
Molecular function (GO): protein binding
Source: RefSeq, a predicted model, not a curated record